Messenger RNA from Aureobasidium musti, 2088 nucleotides. Lineage: Eukaryota; Fungi; Ascomycota; Dothideomycetes; Dothideales; Saccotheciaceae. The record is from the annotation of a GenBank genome assembly.
AGCAACUUGCUCGACAUGGAGUCUGAGGCAUCAAAGCGUCGCUCGGUUCGUCAGGCCAUAACUCGAAAGAGAAGUUUGUACAUGGACCCGGAUACGGAUGACGACUUCGACAUUGCCGAUGCUCAGGAUUCUCCUAGCGAGCGUGUCGAGUUUCUAGAAUCGCAGCAAAAGCGACCGAAGAUAACCAAAAGGCGAACGAGCAAAUCUUCUCCGAGAGAGACCAGGUCUGCCACGAAGAAGCCUGGUCAAAAAAAGUCGCCACCCAAGCGGAAGACUAAACAUACCUCGAAGCCGACAAAGCAGGCUGCACCUCUUGUGCCUCUGAUUUCAAGUGAUGGAAUGAUACCUAAGUGGCAUACUCUCCCCUACGAAAUUUUGUUGCAGAUAUUCAGUUAUGCUUUCGCUGCCGAACUCGAGCACGAAACAGGUGGUGUUGCGAGCCGAAGAGUCCACCACCCGAACACAUGGAUCAUGAGGACGGCUCGCAAGGUCUGUCGAGCCUUUUCAGAGCCAGCCUUGACAGCUUUCUACAGAGCCCCAAACCUUCUGGCAGCACGAUGGCUUGAGGACUUUUCUACCAUAAUCAAGCAACCUAACGAUCAGCACUUGUACUCGUAUAAUAUGAAAGUCACGAGCCUAGAAGUGUCUGCCCGCAACCUGGAAUCCUUUGCUAGAACCUCUACAUCAUCUUCUUUUGCUGAGACUGUAUCGAAACUACCACGACUUUCUUCGUUGAUUAUCACGCAUCAGUUGGACGAACCACCGUACGAAUUCGAAGGUCGAUUCCCCCGAUGGAAGUAUCCUCUGGACCUUUUCGAAGCGCUCGAUGGAAACAACAACCACCUCGAGUCUUGGAGGUGGAACAUACAUNUCAUAGAGCAAAAGAUGGCCAAGCAGAAUUUCAGGAGUAGGUUGACAAGAGGAUUUACCGAGUUCAUGACCCAGGUCCAUCAGAGACCUUCUUUCCAGAGUCUACGUUAUCUGACCAUCGCGCAUCUUCCACCAAAGACAGCAACGCUCGAUGUUGAGGAGGAGACUGCUGCAGACCUCGCUUUCGGCAAGGUGUUUAGUGGUCUACCCAACCUGGAGACUUUGUCUUUCGAAAGCUGUGAUCGUAUGUCGGAACACAUUUUGCUUCAACUACCACGCAAUCUUAGGACUGUCAAAUUCAUCAACUGCAUGCCUCUCGAUUCAGACAUGCUGAGCACAUACUUGAAUAGCCAUGGUCAUUCCAUCAAGGAGCUGGUCCUCGAUCACAACCCUUUCCUCGACCUCGCAUUCUUCACAGGCCUGCGCACGUCUUGUCCACAGCUUAAGUCAUUGAAGAUGGAUCUGUACGAUCACAGAGAAAAUCAUUUCCGCCAUUUCGGAGAACCAAAAUACGAAAAUCUGUUACUCGAGGAUGAGAUCCCAACCUGGCCCUCCACUCUCCAAACCUUGGAGCUCAACCUCUUCCGUUCUCUAGUCGAAUCUGCCGAAUCUCUACCAGACCUUCGAAGGCUAGUGCUGCAAGCUCAUAUCAACAUCUCAUGGCGAGAUAGAGCAGCUUUCAGAGACCAAUGGAUUGAACGUCUACGCCGAGUAUAUCAACGCUAUCCUCAAGACCCUGAUCUGAAGCUUGCUUCCUUCCGAACCUUCAGAGAGUGGAAAGAAGCAAAGUUACGUCGUUCGCUGAGUCAUGUGGAAAUUGUCGUGCGUAAGCCUUCAUUGACCUCUCAGGCUUCGCAAAUUUCAGACGAUGAGCCUCUGGCCAAACGCCGCGCUAGGCGUGUCAUCAAACCAGCCUCUCCGCCACCACUCCCCACCCCACCAGUCGUGAACAAGGCUUGUGGUCGUCGCAAGCGUGGUCGCAGAGGCUCUGAUGCCAUAUCGGUCGCUUCUGACGAAAACACUAAAGAGGGUGAAGAUUGGCGUCACACCCCCGAACGUUUCAUCCAAGGACUCUGCACUGUCGUUGACGUCCGGAUCGACAACCAAAGGCCACGUGAGGAGCAGUUCAACGAGUCACAUUUCCUGGACUCUGAGGCUAGUGGUGACGAGGAGUGGACGGAAGGUGCAGAAGCUGACGAGGACGGCUAUGCUUGGUAG